CAAAACUACCAACACAGAGAUCAGUAAUGGCGAUUCUUCCGGGAAUCCCAGGUCCAAACCUCUUUUCAUCUCUGCCCUCUACACCCCCUCCUUCCAACAACCCCGAUUCCUCUCCUCCUCCUAAACCCCCAAUACCCAUUCCCCGAUACCCACCCCCUGUGAAAACCAGACAGCAUCCUUAUCCUCAACAAUCACCCCCCAACCGGGCAUUCAAAACCCAUCACCGUAAUUCCAAGUUCUUCAAGCCCGUCAAGCCAGGCCAGAAAAUCCCCGCACCCGAUGGAGAAAACCGGGCCGUUGUUAUCGGGAAUUCCGGCAUUUCGUAUCAAUUACCGGGAGCCCCAUUUGAGUUCAUGUACAGUUACUCCGAGACGCCGAAGGCUGAGCCGAUAGCGAUGCGGGAGCCCGCAUUCUUGCCUUUCGCCCCGCCGUCUAUGCCGCGGCCAUGGACGGGAAAAGCCCCAAUGAAGAAGAGUAAAAGGAAAAUUAAGCUAUUUGAACCGUUGGGGAAUGGCGAUGACGAGAACGAGAGUAUGGCCGGAAGGAGGUUAGAAAUGUUGAGGGGUUAUGAGUUGGGAAAGUUCAAUGUAAGACCCCGGGAGGAAGUAUUAGGCGAGCCUUUAACCAAAUGGGAGAUUAAGGAUAUGUUGAAGCCAUAUUUGUCCAGCAACAGACAGGUGAAUUUAGGUAGAGAUGGAUUGACUCAUAAUAUGUUGGAGUUGAUGCAUACGCAUUGGAGGAGACAACCAGUUUGUAAGGUUCGUUGUUUGGGCGUUCCAACUGUUGAUAUGGCCAACGUAUGCCGGUGCCUUGAGGAAAAAUCGGGUGGAAAGAUUAUACAUAGGGUAGGUGGAGUGGUGUAUCUGUUCCGCGGUAGAAACUAUGAUCAUCGCAGACGGCCUCAAUUACCUGUGAUGCUGUGGAAGCCAGCUGCGCCCGUGUAUCCGAAGCUGAUACAAGACGCCCCUGAAGGAUUGACGAAAGAAGAAGCUGAUGAGUUGCGAAUCAAAGGAAAAACCCUGCUGCCGAUAUGUAAAUUAGCGAAAAAUGGGGUGUAUAUUACCCUUGUGAGGGAUGUCCGAAGUGCGUUUGAAGGAUCUAUUCUGGUGAAGAUUGACUGCCGGGGAUUGCAUCCCAGUGAUUACAAGAAGAUAGGAGCUAAGCUCAAGGAAUUGGUGCCGUGUGUGUUGUUAUCUUUUGACAACGAACAAAUUCUGAUGUGGAGAGGGAAAGAAUGGAAAUCUACAUAUGGAGCACGUGGGAUGCACAUUUCUUCCAAUGUUGCCGCCAUUGCAGCAGAUGCGAAGCCAUCAGUGGCAAGUCCGAAAAUGAUGUCCCUGUGGAGGCGAGCUGUUGAUUCAGGAAAGGCAUCGGUCCUGGACAGUGGCGAUCUGAAUCUCAGCCCUGAUGAGCUUUUAUGGAGAGUAGAGGAAUUCGAAAGCAAGUCUCAGGCACUGGUGCACUCUUAUCCUGCCGUAAUCUAUGGUAAUGGAGAGACUUCUGUGAGAACAAACGAUUCAGAGGAAGAAGAUGGUAAUGAUGGCAACGACCCUUUUGAUCUUGUGGAUUCAUCGGCUCCCCCUCCUCCGGGUUCUCUGCCCAUUGACAUGAUAACUAAGGACCUCCGUGACGAUGGGCUUUAGAUACAUAAUUAAUGUGCAUGUAUAUUAGUUAUAUACUAAUACUGAUUAGUUAAGUAGCCACGUAUUGUGUGGCUCUCUCUGUCUGUAUUGUUCUUUGAUAUUAACAUAAUCAUGCUACUACAUUGGACGCAUGUCCUUUGGUUAAAGAUAGAGGGAAAAUUGUGUCAAGA
Molecule: messenger RNA, 1813 nt
Organism: Andrographis paniculata
Lineage: Eukaryota; Viridiplantae; Streptophyta; Magnoliopsida; Lamiales; Acanthaceae
Product: CRS2-associated factor 2, chloroplastic
Exons: 6
Coding region: 27-1643 (538 amino acids)
Biological process (GO): Group II intron splicing
Molecular function (GO): RNA binding
Source: RefSeq, a predicted model, not a curated record